AUGCCGAGUGUACUGGGCGGCUUCGUCGGCGAGCGCCUUUCUGCUCCAUACAAGGAUCUUCCAGUACAUCCACUAGUUUCACCUGCGGUGGACUUUUCGUUCCGUAAUAUCUCCAAAGUUCGGCCGUCAUGCGCGAAUUGUUUCCCGCAAACAUCGCAAGAUUUGUAUCACAACUAUGUUGAUCUGUUUGAUUUUCCAAAGGUCAGUUAUAAUUUUCCUCCAGAAAGAAUUAUUGUUAUUUAUUUACUUCACCAGGCGGCUACGCACGCUAUUGCGUGCGCAGGGGGCUAUAGCCAUAAAGGAGGGAGCCACAUGAGCUUCUGA
This is a messenger RNA of Haemonchus placei, 324 nucleotides long. The record is from the annotation of a GenBank genome assembly. NCBI's taxonomy places the organism in Eukaryota, Metazoa, Nematoda, Chromadorea, Rhabditida, Trichostrongylidae.